GUCCAACAUCAAAUCAAAGAAUAUUAAUUACGAAAUACCUCGGGCCCCAAUGUCUGCCUAUGUCAACAGAAAUGCAUCCAAGAAAGAUCUCAAGGCCGUGAAGCAGUAUUUGGAAAAUAUGGACCCGAAAAAAAAGGCUGAGAGUGUAUAUGCAGUGAAGGACUAUGCCCCUUGGCACGGUGACGGAAAGUCUCAGACUCUGUCCCCAAAGGGUAUUGCGUUCCAGACGAAGUCGAUGUAUACGAGUGGGGAACCUCAAGGGUAUAAAACUGUUGUCACGCUAAAGGGGAAGUCAGAUGCAUAUGUGACAUAUGAGUCACCUACUUGGAACGCAAAUAUUGGCACGAUCAUCAUCGACGAGAUGAUCAAAGCUAUCAACUUGAAGGUGUAGGAGGUUGCUCCAACUUCGUCGUAAAUGACGCAGAUAGUAACAGAACAAGGAUGGUGGAGAGAUAACAGAAGAUAACCGUGACGGGAUAUGAAGAGGGAAUUUCGAAUCACGAUAUUUUCCUGCUGUACAGAGUCCAAUUGUCACGUACUUGUCUGCUAUAAUCAUUCAC
Messenger RNA from Suillus clintonianus, 560 nucleotides. RefSeq lists its product as uncharacterized. The transcript is spliced from 2 exons. The record is from RefSeq and is a predicted model, not a curated record. The coding region runs from base 50 to 391 and encodes 113 amino acids. NCBI's taxonomy places the organism in Eukaryota, Fungi, Basidiomycota, Agaricomycetes, Boletales, Suillaceae.